CUUACAUCCAUAUUGAAGAUCCCAAGUUCUUGCAAUUCGGCGCAUUAGCUUAUCAUGCCAUAUUUUUUUUAAAAAUACAUUGCAUUCUGAACUAAAUUGAAACGAGUUUUUAGUUUUUUAACAUAUAAAGGAUGAGGAGAAUCGUAAUCACUGGACUGGGAGCUGUAACUCCUCUAGGUUGUGGAGUUAAAAGGACGUGGGAAAAAUUGCUCCAGGGAAGAUCUGGUAUUGUUUCUUUAAAAAAUAAACCCGGAUUUGAGUCCCUGCCGAGUCAAGUAGCAGGCUUGGUUCCCAGAGGCACUAAUGAAGGCGAAUGGAAUCCUCUCACUUGUAUUGAUCAAAGUAAACUACGUGAAACAGCAACGUUUACUCAAUUUGCUUUAGCUGCUUCUGCUGAAGCUUUAGCUGAUGCCAAAUGGGUUAAUGUAACUGACGAAGAAAGGGAAGCUACUGGUGUAUGUUAUGCAACUGGUCUGGGUAAUUUAGAAGACGCCAUUCAACAAAACGAUAUAUUUGUGAGAAACGGAAUACGAAAAAUUUCUCCCAGAAUCAUUACCAAAGUCUUAAUGAAUAUGCCAGCAGGCUACAUAUCUCAACAGUAUGGUUUUAUCGCAUGCAACCAUACUGUAACCACCGCCUGCGCUGCUGGCUGUCAUGCCAUUGGUGAUGCCUACAACUUGAUCAAACUUGGCCAAGCUGAUGUGAUAUUAGCAGGUGGUUCUGAGGCAUGCAUAAAUCCUUUUGUUUUAGCUGGGUUUUCCAAAGCCAGAAGUUUAUCCACAAACUUCAAUGAAGAUCCAUCAAAAGCUUCUCGCCCAUUUGAUUCGGAAAGAGAUGGGUUUGUUAUCGGAGAAGGCGCCGGAGCUUUGGUCCUCGAGGAACUCGAGCAUGCCAAGCAUAGAAAUGCACCUAUAUAUGCUGAAAUUCUUGGCUUUGGUCAAUCUGCCGAUAACUAUAAUAUAACGGCCCCAAAUCCAAAUGGGUCAUCUGCGUACUUGGCUAUGAAAAAAGCUUUGAGAAAUGCCAACGUUUCUCCCCAAGACUUGGAUUAUAUAAACGCUCAUGCUACCUCCACUAAGCUUGGUGAUGUAUCUGAGAGUAGGGCCAUUGCUACUCUUUUGAAAGGUACUGGCAAAGACCCUCAAUCGCUUCCUGUGUCGAGCUCUAAAGGCUCCAUUGGGCACCUUUUAGGAGCUGCUGGGGCAGUAGAAUCAAUCUUUACUAUUUUGGCUAUUCAUGAAAAAAUUAUUCCUCCUACUCUAAAUUUACAAAAAACCGAUAUCCCAGAAGAAGAUCGGUGCGAUUACGUUCCUAAUGAAACCAAAGUAAAAACCGUUAAUUAUGCACUGUCAAACAGUUUCGGUUUCGGAGGAACAAAUGCGUCUCUUUGUAUAGGUUCCUAUCGUUAAAAAACAGUAAUCUAAAAGUUAAUACCGGCAGUUAAUUUAACGAGUGAUUUUUUUAGUUAUACAGGAAAAACAUUUAAGAAAACUCAUUAAAACAUUAUUUAGAAAAAUAAAAGGAAAGAAGGUGACACGACAUGCACUUUUCGAAUUCUGUCUGAAGAUCCUAGCGCAUUUCUCCAU
Molecule: messenger RNA, 1586 nt
Organism: Schizosaccharomyces cryophilus OY26
Lineage: Eukaryota; Fungi; Ascomycota; Schizosaccharomycetes; Schizosaccharomycetales; Schizosaccharomycetaceae
Product: 3-oxoacyl-[acyl-carrier-protein]-synthase
Exons: 3
Coding region: 132-1409 (425 amino acids)
Biological process (GO): fatty acid biosynthetic process
Molecular function (GO): 3-oxoacyl-[acyl-carrier-protein] synthase activity
Source: RefSeq, a predicted model, not a curated record